ACAUUUUUCCUGUAACUUCCAUACAAGUGGACGACCCUUCCGUAUAUGAUAAUUUGGAUGUUAUCGUAACAAACGCUAGCGGUAAAGUACCGCUUCAUACACGCUUUCGAGCAAUAUUUACUUUAAAGAACAUUGGAGAUGAGAGAAGUGUUGAUAUACUGGCAAAAGCAUUCAAUGAUGAGUCCGAUCUUCUCAAACACGAGCUCGCUUAUGUACUCGGGCAAAUGAAAAACUCAUAUGCUAACCCAAUACUUCGGCAAGUUUUAUCGGAUAAAUCGCAAGACCCUAUGAUCCGACAUGAGGCUGCAGAAGGUCUUGGAGCAAUCGGUGAUCUUGAAUCGUUAGAUAUUCUCGAAAAGUAUCUUGACGAUGAGCAUCAAGUAGUUCGACAAACGUGUGAGCUGGCCAUCGCAAAAAUAAAAUAUGAACAUGACUCGCAGAAAUCAAAAGAUUCAUCAAACAGUAAAUUCACGUCUAUUGAUCCCGCGCCUCCAAUAUCCGAAAUCCAAUCAGUCCCGAAACUGAAAAAAAUACUAUUCGACGAGACCCUACCAAUUUUUGAUCGCUAUCGUGCAAUGUUUGCAUUACGUAACAUAGGCACUACCGAGGCAGUAAUGGCACUAAGCGAGGGACUAAACGACUCGUCUGAUUUAUUUAGACACGAGAUCGCGUACGUGUUCGGGCAAUUACAAAGUCCAGAUAGUGUGCCCUCACUUAUAAAAACCUUGGAAAAUACCGAUGAGCGGCCUAUGGUAAGGCAUGAAGCUGCAGAAGCUUUAGGCUCCAUUGCGACGCUUGACUGCUUACCUGUGCUCAAAAAAUAUCGACACGAUUCAAGUCGAGUCGUGAAGGAAAGUUGUGAGGUGGCAUUAGAUAUGUAUGAUUAUGAGACCUCUGCAGAGUUUCAUUAUGCGGAUAUGAGUAGCUUUGAUACAGAAUAA
Molecule: messenger RNA, 941 nt
Organism: Ambispora gerdemannii
Lineage: Eukaryota; Fungi; Glomeromycota; Glomeromycetes; Archaeosporales; Ambisporaceae
Source: the annotation of a GenBank genome assembly